This is a messenger RNA of Vanrija pseudolonga, 2382 nucleotides long. RefSeq lists its product as uncharacterized. NCBI's taxonomy places the organism in Eukaryota, Fungi, Basidiomycota, Tremellomycetes, Trichosporonales, Trichosporonaceae. Bases 1 to 2382 code for a protein of 793 amino acids. The transcript is spliced from 6 exons. The record is from RefSeq and is a predicted model, not a curated record.
AUGGUCAUCACUGGCACAACACCACCUGGCGCUGAAGCCCCGACACCGCCACCGGCUGAGGGGCCAACGCCGCCGCUUGACUUAGGCGCAGGGCCACUUGUAUUCGUCUGGCGCCGCUCAGCAUGGUGCAAGGAGGCCCACUUGACCGUAGAGAACUUGGUUCACCAAUUCGGCGGCCGGCUCGUCGACACCGGCACCCAGUCAGAGGACGACAAGGUGUUCGGCGUGUUCGUCAUCGUCCCCCGGCUGUUUGAGUGGAAUCUAGCAAUCCCCGAACUGGAUGUGAAGGAUAAUUUCGAAGAAAGGGCGCACAAGUACUGCAACACCAUGUCCAUGUCUCGCUGUUUGAUCAACCGCCGCUCGCAGCUCACCCGGGUGACGACAGAGUGGCUGGAAGCCUGUAUGGAGAAGGGCAAGAUCCGCAAGCCUGAACGCCCCAACGGCCAGUUGCGACUCUACCCCUCUACCACAGAGGAUCGGGCGACUUGCAAGAUGAUACUUCGUCGGCUUGCCAAGUUCGAGAAGACGCACACAGACAUGACAACUGCGAGCAAGACAGCGAAUGAUGACGGAUUCUAUGCGUGGCACGCAAAGAUGUACGAGAAACCCCAGAUGGGCAAGAACAAGAAGGGGGUGAAGACAGCCCGCACCGUUUGUAAAGAGUUUCGACUCUGGUUUGAAAAGGAGAGCGCGUGGUUCGCAAAGAGAAAACACUACCGGCGCAACGAGGGGGUGGUGGCCGAACCUGAUCACACAGACCUCUCAGAGUCGGACGAAGAGGACUCUUCUGGGGAACAGCCGGUCAGCAACCGCAGGAACCGGCCGGAGGAAUCCAAGAUUUAUAAGCUGCGUUCUCGGGAGAAGGAGAAGAUGGCGGCCCUCAGUCGAUGGACCAUGAAGUCUUCCUCGCCGUUCCUCGAUGGCAUUUCGGCACAAGAGGCGUACACGUUCCUCAACAUCGGGCUUGUUGAGUCGGGCGAGGGCACUGUCGAGCAGGUGGUGGUCGCCUAUGUCGCCAACCGCCUCGAGCAGACCGGAAUGCGUGUCGACAGUGUUCCAAGUGAGCUGGUGGAGUUUCAGUGCGGUCCCUCAAGCCUGGAGCCCAACCUGAGGACAGACAUCAACUUCUCCAUCCUGGGCAUCAAACUCACUGUCCAAGGACGCAAUGUCGUCGUACAAGCUCUCCUCGAUCACUCAAGGAAGCGGAUGUGGUUGGGCCUGGUGACCACCAACAAGCCGACCGACGAGGAGAAAUCCGACAUAGCCAUACAGGCGAACAGGGAUGAGACUGAGCGUCAGAUUGGGCAAGUGUACCUCGGAUCCAAGCCCGCUGCUAUCCAUGGCACCAUUCAUGUUCUGGAGCGUGGACUGGAAGAAGACUGCGUUCCAGCUAAUCGCGUGAUAACGCUCUACCGCCUGGUGAAACAGUUGCCCAGGGCGACCGCCUCCCCCAACUCGGCUUGGCACACUGUUAUGGUAGACCAGCUCGACCUCGCGACCGCGGCAGCGUGGGUCCUCAUCAAAGUUUUCCGCGCGUGUGAGGGGCCGGCAGGUUCUCCACUCGAAGAGGCCCGGGGCAAGCAUGUCAACUCCGCGGGCAAGGGGCCGGCGAACGGUGCUGCAGAGGGCAAGGGUGAUGACCAGCACAAGGCCCGCGACACAGGUGAAGGCAACGGCACGUCUGACGACAUCCUCAACGCUGUUGACUCCCCGGCGGCGUCGACGACAGCUCAGCUCCGCGCCAAAGCGAGCGCGUCCCUUUCGAAAUCGAGCGCACCGGGUACCUCGCUAUCCAAGCGACCCCGAGCCGUCACCGACGGCGAAACCCUGAAACGUAAUGCGAGUGGUCGCCCGCCGCAGAAGAAGCACGCAGGGGAUGCGGACGACACAAGUGACGACGACUCCGAGUCUGAUGCGGUCGAGCAGACAAGCUCGGCGGAUCCCUCGGCGAGUGUUUCUAAUCAGCAUCAAGCAUCAAACACGCGCGCUGGGCGCCCAACCACAUCGCCAGAGGACGAGCCUGGGUGGGAGGAGGGCACCGCCGCUGAGACGAGCAAGGACUCCACCACGGCUGCUUGGGAUGAAGACGCUUGGUCCGUUGGGUCCAGGAGUACGCUCGACGACGACGACGAGCGUCAAGUCCCGCCCCUUGGGGGUGCUGGUGGAGCAGGAGGCGGGGAUGGAGGUGGUGGGGGCGGCGGUCCCGGUCAGAAUGGGGGUGGUGGUCAGAGUGGUAACGGCCGUAAGAGCGGCGGCGCUGGUAAGGUGGAUGAAGGCAAGGACGGCGGCGGGGACAGGAGCAACGGCCCCAAGAAGGACGGCGCGGGUCCCCCUGAGGGUGGGGGUAAGCGUGGUCCCUCAGGCAUCGGCGCCCAGCGCUAG